UUUGAUUAAUAGCAAUAAAAUGCUAACACAAACGCUGAAGAAAACUAAAUAGACAGCUAGUGCAGGAAGGAGAGCGCAUAGAGGAGGAGGUGCAAUGGCGAGCCCCAUGCACGCGCGCAGGGCGAAGCUCAGGAGCCACCUCGUCUCCGCCAAGGCCAAGCUCAAGCACCACCUCACCCCUCGCCGCCUCCUCCUCCUCUCCGCUGCCUCCGCCUCCGCCUUCCUCCUCCUCCUCAUCCUCCGCACGCUCUCCGCCGCUGCCUCGGCUCCCGUCGUCGUCCACGGCGCACAGCAGCAGCAGCAUCGUCAUCAGCCGGCGCGGGAGGAGUGUGAUCAGGGGGUCCCGGCGGACGUCGCCGAGGCGCUGGUCCACUACGCGGCGUCGAACGCGACGGCGUGGCGGCGGACGGCGCCGGAGGAGGUGGCGGCGGCGGCGCGGGUGCUGUCGCGGCGCGCGCCGUGCAACCUCCUGGUGUUCGGGCUCGGCCGCGGCGCCGUGCUGUGGGCGGCGCUCAACCACGGCGGCCGCACGGUGUUCCUCGAGGAGGACGACGCGCUGGUCUCCGGCGUCGCCGCGGGCCUCCCGGGCGGGAGCAGCAGCCCCGCCCUGGCGCUCGAGGCCUACCGCGUGGCCUACCUCGCCAGCGCCGCGGACGCCGACGAGCUCCUCGCCCUCCGCGACACCCCGGACUGCACCGGCGCCACCCAGCAGCCGCUGCCGGGCCCGCUCUCGCCUGGCCACUUCGACCGCUCGCCCUGCAAGCUCGCCGUGCGCGGCCUCCCCGCGGCGUUCUACGAGGCGGAGUGGGACGUGAUCUUGGUCGACGCGCCGACGGAGGCGCCGGCGCCGGCGCCGGGGAUGAUGGGCGCUAUAUACACCGCCGCCAUCGCCGCGCGGGCGCGCACCGGCGGCGAGGCGACGGACGUGGUGGUGCACGACGUGGACCAGCCGGUGCAGGACAGGUUCUCGACGGCGUUCCUGUGCGGCGGCUACAUCAAGGAGGAGGUUGGCAAGCUCAGGCACUUCGCCAUCCCAAGCAGCAAGGAAGGCAUGCCAUUUUGCCCUUGAAAAAUAUACAGUAUUUCAUUUAAUAACCAAUAUGCAUAUUAUUAACAUACUAGUAAUAAUAUACUUAUUUAUUUAUGUUAGAGGAAACAGUAACAUGUGUAGAAUAUUUCUUUUAUUCUUUUUUUUGGGGGGGGGGGGGGGGGUUAAUAUGAGAGCAGCAUUUGUGCCAUGUCACAGGAUGAACAUACCCUGUACCGUACCCUCUUGUGAAUUUCGGAAUUUCAAAUUCACUGUCAAAUUUUAAUUGA
Molecule: messenger RNA, 1317 nt
Organism: Oryza brachyantha (malo sina)
Lineage: Eukaryota; Viridiplantae; Streptophyta; Magnoliopsida; Poales; Poaceae
Product: glucuronoxylan 4-O-methyltransferase 2-like
Exons: 1
Coding region: 95-1069 (324 amino acids)
Biological process (GO): xylan biosynthetic process
Source: RefSeq, a predicted model, not a curated record